CUUCCAAUUUUUCCCCAUCAUGUCCUCCAUUACUCUUUCUCUUCUCCUUUUACUUUCUUCCUCCGUUCACUCCAUCUCCGCCACUGCCACCGUCGUCGCCGCCAGAAACCUUGCCUUCACAGACCAACCUCUCGAUCUCGACUCCUUCCCUUUCGAAUACCAUGGCGGCCCUCUUCUCUCCGGUAACAUAACCAUUAAUCUCAUUUGGUAUGGCAAUUUCAUUCCCUCCCAGAAAUCCAUUGUUACUGAUUUCAUCAAUUCUGUUUCUUCUUCUUCCAAAUCAACUGUUUCCCCUCAUCCCUCUGUUUCCACUUGGUGGAACGCCAUUAACAAAUUUUACAAUCUCGCUAAGAAAUCCCAUCGCGUUUCUCUCUCAUUGGGAUCGCAAAUUCUCGACCCCAAAUAUUCCCUUGGAAAAUCUCUAACCGAUCGUCACAUUCUUUCUCUGGCCUCCAGAGGCAGACACAAAUAUGCAAUCAAUGUGGUUUUAACGGCGGCGGAUGUCACCAUUGACGGAUUCUGUUUUAACAAAUGUGGGUCUCAUGGGAUUUCCGUCGGAGCUCCGAUUAAGGGGAAGAGGUACAAAUUUGAGUAUAUUUGGGUGGGUAAUUCAGCAACCCAAUGUCCAGGGCAGUGUGCUUGGCCGUUUCACCGGCCGGUGUACGGUCCUCAGAAUCCGCCGUUAGUGCCGCCAAAUAAGGAUGUGGGAAUGGACGGUAUUAUAAUAAACCUGGCGAGUCUUCUUGCCGGAACUGCGACGAAUCCGUUCGGGAAUGGGUUCUAUCAAGGCUCCAAGGAAGCACCGCUGGAGGCGGCGUCGGCCUGCACCGGAAUAUUUGGGAAAGGGGCUUUUCCGGGGUACCCUGGGGAGCUUCUGGUGGACCGAACCACCGGAGCGAGUUACAAUGCAAACGGCGGCAAUGGCCGGAAAUAUCUGCUUCCGGCAUUGUUUAAUCCGAUCACUUCCACUUGUUCAACUCUGGUUUGAGACUUUAAGAUACGAUGGCACCGCACAGUUAAACGAGACGUAUUAAGAUGAUUUGUUCAUUUAUAAUUUUAAGAAAAAACCCAAAAAUAUUUAGCAAAAAGUUUAAAAAGUACAACUUUUUUGUGUAAAUAUUUUUAAAUGUUAUUUUAUAUUUAAAAAUGCCUAUUUUCCUUUUUAUUCAAUAUACAAAAUAAUAUGCAUUUUAUUCACUCUUAUUUCUUGUUGAUCGAUGUUUGAAUGGAAAACCUUGUGGAUAUACUUGUUAAUGGUCAUGAUAUGGUGAUUGUUGUUAUUUUCAUAU
Messenger RNA from Benincasa hispida (wax gourd), 1289 nucleotides. Its product is annotated as protein EXORDIUM-like 1. NCBI's taxonomy places the organism in Eukaryota, Viridiplantae, Streptophyta, Magnoliopsida, Cucurbitales, Cucurbitaceae. The record is from RefSeq and is a predicted model, not a curated record.